AAGUAAAUGUCGCCUGUCAAAAACUAAAUUAUUCCCAAAUUUUCAGUAAGCAAGAAUGCAUUAAAAUUAUCAAGUAUAUAAUGUUAUCCAUUGAAUCAUAUAAUCAUACAGAUUAUGAGCUAAAAGAUGACGGUGCUGAGGAGAAUGAACUUGAAGAGCCAUACACACGUAUAUUUGAGAACCAUGAAUUUUCCGAAUCCGAGGAAGAAAUGGAAAAAUUGGAAUCCAUAGAGGGAAUGGCUGGAGAAUCUAAAGAAGACAACGUAAUAGUUGAAUCGAAAGAACAGAUGGAUGCGUUUCUUCAGAAACUGUUCCGUUGCGACUUGUACGUUUUAGGCCGAAUUUGGAUUGAAGCAUUAAAAGCAGUUUUGGUUGGAGCUCAACUACGUUUGAUACCAGUAGUCCAUGCUGCUAAGCCACCUCCUCCUCCGACUAGACCCCCAAAAAUGCGCUACAAAGACCUACCCAUAUACGACACACCCCAUUAUGAUUACAAAGAGUAUGAACUUCAAAAACAGAGCUGUCCAGCGGCUAAAACGAAACUGAUGCACAACUACUUACUACCUUAUGUAAAGCAAUAUAGGACUGAUUUGCAAGGUCAACUUUGCAAGUUGAAAUGUACAGCUAAAUGUACUAUAAAAGAGACUAAAAACAGUCUAGUAUGUACUACGAACGAUAUAAAAAAAUACAUGAGAGACCCGAACAAUAUACAAAUAAGACAAGGUUUGGUUGGAUCAGGCACGAUGCUCGGUUGGAUGAUGGGAGCGAAUGUGCCAAAGAAGAUUUUCUUUGCCGGCCUUGGAGGACUGUCGACUGGUGCUCUGUGCUUUCCAGAGGAGACUGAUGAAGCUUUUAGAUCGUUUAUGGCGCAAACUGGACACGUUCUGUUGGCGAUCUACAAUGCUUAUUGUAAUAAGAAUGUUGCCUUCAGAGCUAGUGUGCCGUGCACCAAGGAGCUGCCGGGUGAACCGCCGAAACGAAAGCCACAAUGUCCUAAGAAGAAGUAAAGGAAUUCAAAUUUGAAUAUUCUUUGUCCGUUAUAAGCGUUUCGAUCUGUCAGCUGUCACACUUUACACCGAAAUAGAAUUUGUUCUGUUUAGUUUUUAAUUUUAUGCUUGAUCUCAUUACUUUAGGGUAAAUUGCAAGACAAACCUGUUUUAUUUUUA
Plodia interpunctella (Indianmeal moth) is the source of this 1166-nucleotide messenger RNA. RefSeq lists its product as uncharacterized. The record is from RefSeq and is a predicted model, not a curated record. NCBI's taxonomy places the organism in Eukaryota, Metazoa, Arthropoda, Insecta, Lepidoptera, Pyralidae. The transcript has a single exon. Bases 81 to 1007 code for a protein of 308 amino acids.